GUUACGUACAGGACGUGCCUUACGUAUGACGUAAGCGGAAGUUCUGAAGAGAAUUUCUUCUAGAACUCUGUAGCAGCUUCUCGUUAGCUCUUGUUUGGGAGUAACGAGUCAUUUAUCACGAGUAAUUUAAGGCUACGGUAACAGAGCACUAACACGCAGUUCUGAAAGGUUCAAGUGUUCAUAUUUAUUGGGUUGAUAUUUUAGCUAGCGUGAUUUAAACGCGAACUUAACCGACUCCUAGUUGAAGCUAGCGCUGCUUGCUGCAGGAUGUCCAGGAUAGAUUACAGCGUGUGGGACCACAUUGAGGUAUCGGAUGAUGAAGAUGAUACCCACCCAAAUAUUGACACUCCCAGCCUCUUCAGAUGGAGACACCAGGCACGUGUGGAGCGAAUGGAAGAAUUCCAGAAGAAAGGCGAAGACCUAAAAAAGGGACUCACCGAAUGUCGACGUAAACUCACAGAGAUCCAGAAAAAGAUCCAGGGCCUGAACCUUUCAGAGUCCGAUGGUGCCAAAACAGAGCUGACCAAAUUCCAGGCCGAUGAGAAGAAACUGAAAAAAGAGGAGCGGGACUGGGAGAAAAAGCUGGAUGAAUUCAACAGGGAGGAGAGGAAGAUGCCGUGGAACGUCGACACACUCAGCAAGGAUGGGUUCAGCAAGAGCAUAGUUAACAAAAAACCUGAGACUUCUGAAGAGACUGAAGAAGAAAAGGAGCAAAAACACAAAACAUUUGUUGAAAAACACGAGAAGCAGAUUAAACAUUUUGGCAUGUUGCGACGAUGGGACGACAGCCAAAAGUAUCUCUCUGACAAUCCACAUCUUGUAUGUGAAGAAACGGCUAACUAUCUUGUCAUCAUGUGCAUCGACCUGGAAGUCGAAGAGAAACAUGCACUGAUGGAGCAAGUGGCCCAUCAGACCAUCGUCAUGCAGUUCAUUCUUGAGUUGGCCAAAAGCCUCAAAGUGGACCCCCGUGGUUGCUUCCGUCAGUUUUUUGCCAAGAUUAAAACAGCAGAUCAGCAAUAUCAAGACGCUUUUAACGACGAGCUUGAGGCGUUUAAAGAAAGGGUGAAGGGAAGAGCAAAGAUCCGCAUAGAAAAGGCCCUGAAAGAAUACGAGGAAGAGGAGCGACAGAAGAGGUUGGGGCCCGGAGGCCUGGAUCCAGUUGAUGUGUAUGAGUCACUGCCAGCUGAAAUGCAGAAAUGCUUUGAUGAGAAGGACAUCAGCAUGUUACAAGAAGUCAUCACCAAAAUGGAUCCCACUGAGGCCAAACUUCAUAUGAAGCGGUGCAUUGACUCGGGCCUGUGGGUCCCCAACUCCAAAUCCGAUGAUGGGGAAGAAAAGGAGGAAGAAGGGAUCUACGAAGAGGUGAAACAGGAGCCCCAAGAAGCCAAGGAGUGACUACAGUGAAUUUCCUUGUUUGUGAUUGUAUUCAGUCUCUGUAUCCCGGUCUCAUUACAUGUAAAACAGCUUGCCAAUGAACACAAUAAUUUCUCUAAACUUUUUGAGCACAAAUUUGAAACAUAAAUGUCACGUUUAAAACAAAUUGUUCCUCCCUUUUUUGAAAAACAAACUGUUUGUGCAUCACCUAAAAUUCGUCUUUUUCCUUCAUUUGUUGUUUUGUUUGUUGCUGUUGUUGCAUAGUUGCAAGCUUAAUAACACAGCAUUGUCAUAUUUUUUGGUUGCAGAUAUUUUAUGUAACUUUGUACGUUCACCCUGAAGUUCCAUUUUUUUUUUUUGUUUUUUUUUAAUUUAUAUUAUUUUACCAUUUCCUCCACAUCUUUUCCAUUAUUCAAGUAACAAGACAAGACUUACUUGGACUCUAUUGAUUAUUCAAAGUAUAAUUUUGAAGGAUGAAGCGGGAAAAAAGCUGGUAAAUUGAAUUUUUAAGCAAAACAGUGAUUGGUAUUACUGUCAGUAUUUGGGCCAACAAUAGCUACUCGUGUUUGGUUGAUUAUUAACAUUAUUGUGCCCAAAGAUCUAGCUUUGGCUUCUUGCUCAAUGGUAAUCUGAAGAGUGAAAAGACCAAAUAGUGGCCUGUGUGAGAUCAUGUAAUAUUCAUGUUUUGGGGAUUCUCUACCCUCACUUUGCUUGUGCUUUAAAUGAAAAAGUACUUUGACAUUUGCAUGUCAUGGCUUACAUUUUUAAGUGAAGAAAUUAGGGGAAACUGCAUUUUUUUCAUAGGGAAAAAAUAAAAGCAACUUUAAAAAACUGA
Oryzias melastigma (Indian medaka) is the source of this 2209-nucleotide messenger RNA. RefSeq names its product cell division cycle 37, HSP90 cochaperone. Gene Ontology annotation, cellular component: cytoplasm. Lineage: Eukaryota; Metazoa; Chordata; Actinopteri; Beloniformes; Adrianichthyidae. The coding region runs from base 268 to 1395 and encodes 375 amino acids. The transcript is spliced from 8 exons. The record is from RefSeq and is a predicted model, not a curated record. Gene Ontology annotation, biological process: protein stabilization; protein folding. Gene Ontology annotation, molecular function: protein-folding chaperone binding; protein kinase binding; heat shock protein binding.